AUGGGGACGGUGUUAGGUGCUCUGGGAAGUUGUGCAGCCCUUUCAUCUUGCGCUUCGUGUGCAAGUUCGUUGGCUCCUGUGGUAAGUGUCAUCCGCCAUGUUGGAAUGUAAAAUUAUUAUGCUGCAAAUUUAUCCGAUUAGGGUAGUACUCAAGCUUAUAUAGAGAUUACUUCAUGGUUGGUGAGUGCGUACGAUUUUUAUUCAAAAUUUUUAGACGAUGAAGUGAGUUUUACACACUCAAAAGCGUAAAAGUUUCGACAUUUUGUCUUUUCAACAUUUUAACUGAAGGAAAAAAUGAAAAUUAUAAAAACUAGUUAAAAACUCAUAUUAAACAACGCAUUAAAGCAAUUGGUAAGGUUUCCAUAAAACCCCAUACAUUUAUUAUGCAUACAUGUUUUGACUCUAUUCAUAUUAAACUAUUUGUGACUCAGAAAAAGUAUGAAAUUGCUGCAUGCAUAAUAAAUGCAUGGGGUUACAUAUGUACAUGGAAAUCUUACCAAGGAAUGUUUUUUAAGUGAAGCUUACUCAUCAUCACUGUAAGGUAUGUGGUCCUUGGUCCGGAUGAAAAAGACAUAAGUAAGUGUUUCUUAUCUUAGAAGAAGAGUAGGGAGCUGAAAUUUGUGACCGUGCACGGGAAAACGUACCUUAACGCUUAUCCGUUAGACAAGCAAAAGCGUUAAGCAUCCGUUAGUCAUCCGUUAGAAAGGUUUCUUAAGAACGUUAGAGGCGUUAGUCCAGCCGUUAGAAGUUAGCAUGAGGCCGUUAGAACGGACAGUGUAACCGUUAGCAAGAGACAUGUAUCCGUUAGCCGUUAGCAUCAGACCGUUAGACGGGUCAGCAUAACCGUUAGCAAAAACUCUGCAUCCGUUAGUACGGCUAGAGAAGCCGUUAGGAUCCGUUAGAAUAAACUAGCAUCCGUUCAACGGCCUUCAUACAGUAACUAUAAUUAUUAUACACGAUCCAAAACAAACCACGUUUGCCGACAAGUAAAAUCAUAACAACGAUCGACAUUAUAUGAACUGUUUACUUCAGCAAAGUCCGGUUGUUUCAAGAGCUUGUAUUUUGUUCUGUAAUUUCUGACGAAAGAAAAGUUAAGAAUAUCUUAUAAAUGCCAUAAACGGAUAAAACAAACACGGGGAAAGCUCGACCAAAAUGGCCAUUGCGAUGAAUAAAAGGUCUGCGAAGUAAACACUGAUCACAAAGUCAUGUCAAGAACUUGUGCUCGUGUUUCGUCACGCAACAAUGGUUGUCAAAAUGCUAAUUUGUGGCGAUUGCUACGACCUGCGAGGUGGGAUCCCAAAUGAUCAAUAACCUUCUUCCGUUCCCUUUAAUCGCUAUUUGCAAUCAUUAAAAUAAUUAAGUGGUCUUUGUCGUUCGAACUGAAGUAGAAUAAUAUUAUUUGGUUUCAAUUCACAAAGUGUGGGUUCCAAAAUUUACAUAAAGUUGUUUACAUUUUCCAAGAUGUGAGAAACGGCCAUAUUCCGGCGGAAAGGUUGAUGAAUAUUUUGAUAGACUUUUGUCUAACUCUGAAUCAGACGAAACUAAUUUUAAACUACAUGCAUGUGACGAAAACAACUUUAUCUGGUGAAACCAGCGCCAACACGUCGUCGCUUCGAGACUGACUUCGUGACUUCAAAAGGCAGCGCUUUUCGCAUGCUCGGUCAAGAUAGAAAGCGUAAUCUUUCGCGAAUCCACGGCUGGCCCAGGUAAAACAGUUACUUUAGAAAAACUCUUGACAGAGUCAUGGUGUAAAAAUAAGUACAAGCGACAACUCCAUUUGAGUAAAACAAUUAAAAAAUGUUCACCACGACUGGCGAUUAAAAUUGUUUUCGCACAGGUUUAGCGACGUUAGGUUUGCUUCUCACACGAUAAUAAAGGACUGGAAUUCUGAGUUUCUCCGUCUCGAUGAGGAAGUGAAAGUUUAUAUCCCUGAGUUUUGCUCUCGAUUAAUGCUCACCGUGGAAAUAAUUUUUUUAAUGCUUGUCUCAUCGACGACUGAUGAAAUCGGCACUUUGUGACUCGUUUUUUUUAAAAUCGCGAGUGUAAGACUAGUAAUGGUUUUGCACGAUCAUGUGUUUAUAACAUCGGACUGAAAGUAACUGUUACGCUAUUCAUUUGUUAAAAGUCCUUAGAUGUAAACCGUUAGACAAACGUUAAAAGUCCCUAGAUGUAGAGCGUUAGACAACCGUUAAACGGCUCCAGUCAUCCGUUAGAACAAACUGCGUAACUGUUAGAACGUUUUCUUCAUCCGUUAGACAUACUUGGUUAGCCGUUAGACCGUUAGGAGAAAGCGUUAGAAGGUUUUGAUCAUCCGUUAGGCACAACUAGAUAACCGUUAGAACGUUAGGACAAAACGUUAGAAUGCUGUGAAGGCCGUUAACAAUCCGUUAGCUAUCCGUCCGUUAGAGAGCAUUUAACGGAUAAGCGUUAAGGUACGUUUUCCCGUGCACGGUCACAUUUGUCCUGUAAGUUGAUGUAACAUUUAACUAAAUUGUGACAAAACGACAGCUUCUGAGCUUUGCCGAAAAUCCUGCAUUGUAGAUAAAGACUGUUCCCGUUUGAAGGCCCCUGGUCCAGCCAGUGGUUAAUUAGUUCCGCCACUUGGCCACUUUGUAAGCUGGCAUGCAAACUGUGUGCAAAAGAAACAUUCCAAGCGCUAACUGAUCUAAAUUCCUGUAUAUUUUCUGUAGGCAUCAUUUUAACAUCGAAACCAAAUGAGAUUUCUGUGUAAAGAGCUUUAGUUUAAUCUUGUGAAGAAUUAUUAUUUUCGCUUCUUUAGGACUAAAAUAUGUCAUGCAGUUAGGAUGAGAUGGCAGCAAAAUCGCCACUAGUUUACAUCCUGUUUUAAGUCGUAGUUUUAAGUCAAUGUUAUUGUCAUCUAACCCAUGAUGUUUUUGGCUAUGAAGCCUCGUAAUGUCAUUGGUGUGUUUCAAUCCGUCUAUUAUUUGCCACAGUUGAAGAGUGGUUUGAGUCAAAGUGACUUUGUGACUUCCUUCACAACUUAAUUUACCAAUCAGAUCAAUAAGCAGAGUUAAAUACCAUCAACUGACGCGAUACAACUCAAUUUUACUAUAUAAAGAUGACUACCAGUUAGGCUGUCGAAACAUCAGCCACUGUCAACAACAGUCCUAUUCAGGACUACGUUCAUCCGGAUGAUCAGACAGCUGUAGUGUCAACCAUUAAUGACCAUUAAUAGUAUGAUUAACAGUAAUAUAUCCUUUGUUUCUCCACAAAGGCUGCCUGUUGCUGUGGAUCAUCAGCAUGUUUCUGCUGCUGUGCUCGUUGUCCCUCCUGCAAAAACUCAACGGCUUCAAGAAUUGUCUAUACCAUUUUCCUCUUAAUGGGAACUGUCUUGUCUGCUGUAAUGCUUGCUCCGGGGAUCACAGACAAGUUGGAGGAGAUACCUCGAUUUUGCGAGCAUAUUCCUGAGAACUGCAACAGCCUGGUGGGCUACUUAGCUGUGUAUCGUGUCUGCUUUGCUAUGGCUGCAUUUUUCUUGUUGAUGGCAGUCAUGAUGUUCAAAGUUAGCAGCAGUCAUGACCCAAGAGCAAAGUUCCAGAAUGGGUGAGUUCAUUUCAAAUUAAUUAUACAGCUCUUUCUUUUGUAAGAAAAGAAAAUGCAAUUUAUUUUAGUUUCAAGGUAUUUAGCAUGAAAGUACUAAUGGGAGACACUAUUUAUAUGUGUCAUCCGAGCCACGCAAAGGUCUAGCUGCUUGCAACACAAAGGGAGUACUCUUUAUUUCUCAGUUAUUUUAAGACCCUGAGUAUUGGUGUGGCCCCAGGAAUCAAACCCACAACCUUCCACUCUGCGGUCAAGUACUCUAGCAACUAAGCUAAUCCUGCUAUGGUUAGAGCAACAUACAGUGUUGGUUAAUUUUGGAAAAAAUCUGAAGAAGAUGCAUUUUGUUCACUCCUACAAUGUACUGGUUAACUAAUAGUCCUCCACUUGUGUUUUGCCACAGCUCCUUGUAAGGAUUGCAAGGUAAUGCACAUGAAAAAGUAGAAAUCAAAAUGGCAGAGCAGACCAUUCGAGACACUUGUUUUUGUUUCAUAUUGCGCACAUAUUUACCAUUCUUUUAAUUGUUUUUAUUAUUACUAUAAUGGGAAAAAAAAUCUUGCUACUUUUGGUAGAAUCUUCUAAUGUUUUUAGGUGAUCCUGUUUUUAUGUGGCAGUUGUAGUUUUACCUAUUUUGUUUUCUUUGCAGAUUUUGGUUUGUGAAGAUAGCAAUCUUCAUUGGUAUUCUUGUGGGGGCAUUUUAUAUCCCAAGAGGAGCCUUUGGCACAGGUAUAUCAAUGAUAAGUAUUCAAGUGAAAAUAUCAAACCCCGGUUAGUAAGGUGCGGAAGCAGCACCAAUAUCGAUCAUUGUUCUGGGCCGUUAAUGGAUUUUUCCCUUCAACCUGGCAAAAUUGACCGUAGCAUUUUUAAUUAGGUAAGAAAGGGGCAGGUCUAGGGAAGGGGGGGUGCACACCCCCCCUUCCCUGAGAUGACCUGCAGCUUUUUAAUACAACUGGUAUUCUGCAGAAAAAAAAUUAUGGUAUAUAGUGGCGCUGAAGUAACACGUGAGACGAAGUUGAGGAAUUUAUGUUUAACACCGUAAAAAUGGUAGUUAAAAUGGUAGGUCCUUUGUGGUGGACACCCACUUUUGAAAAAUCCUGGAUCCACCCCCGCAAUAAUGCAGUGCACUCAAAUCCUGGUAAACAGGUGGGGACCCAGAACAAGGAUUUCAAUGGACUUAAUAAGAGGUUUAUUUGGGUCUUUGGUGCAGGCUAGUUAAAAAAUGGGCAUCAAUAAUAAUUUGUCAGAGUUGUCAUUGAAAUUACCUUGUUAGGAUGAGUUGUAUACAGGGUAGUUUAUGUAUCAGUCGUACUGUAAGCAUAGGAUAUCAGAAAAAUGUUGUGUUGUAGUGAAUAUGUUAAACUUGUGUUCUGUUCUCUAUAUAAUCUGCAUAAAAAACAGUGUGCCCUCCCCAAGGUUAAUACUGAAUGAUUUAUGACAUCUUAUGUAAAUAGACUGAUUUUUAAACACAGGAUAAGGUAGUUUCUACCUAGUAUUCUAUCAUCCAUUUGUAGUUUAACUAGUUUGAUUUUUAGGGUAGAUUUUUAUUGAGUGUAUAGGCAACUAGAAUGUAACAAAAGAUAUGUACUUUUAUCUUUUGGCAAUAAAGAUGAUGAUGAUUAUUAUUAUUCUUUCCAGCAUGGAUGUACAUUGGUAUGAUUGGUGGAUAUCUGUUUAUACUACUGCAGUUAAUUCUACUUAUUGACUUUGCUUACAACUGGAGUGAAUCAUGGUAGGUUCCAAAUACCUAAAUUAAAAUAAUUUAUUCAAUAAACCUAGCGAUAAGUAAAAAGGGCUCACCUGAAUAUAAUGUCAUGAUGGUGGCUGGUCACAUUAUAUUUUGAAAGUGCUUGGUCGUCUUUCGGCACUACUUAAGUAAAGGCCACAAUCGAACAGGUGAAAAACCUUCUAAAGAAAUUCAUUGCCUGUAUUAAUUUUAUUUUAAACAUAAUUGGUAUUAUGGUGGCCAACUAGAAAACCUACUGAUUCUGUUGGCCAUCAUACUCAGAGUUUCAUAGUAAUUUCAUAGUGCUCAACAUUUUUCCUGUAAACAUAAAGUCUGUAACCUAGCAUUAGUCAAAAUAUUGGGGGAAAUAAACUGAACUGAACUGAACUGCAUUUGCAUGUACACAAAAUCCUGUUUAUAAUGCAGUUUUCUAGCCACAUUGAAUUUCUGUACCUUUGAUGAGCCAAAGUGGUUUUUCCAAAUUAAUAUGAAAUGUUUAAAAUUUUGAAGCUGGUUUGAAUUGUUGUACUGUAGGGUUGAGAAGUAUGAGACAACAGGAAACAAAAGGUGGUACUGGGGUAGGUACAUCUAUAAUGGUCAUUAAAAUAAUAUUCAACUAUCUCCCAAGGGUAGGUGAAUAGAGGUAUAUAUCUAGGGCUGUUCACCGACACUGAGGGGGGAUAGUUGUUUAAGUAUUUACCAAAUCAGUUGGAUAAAAAUUUAAUGAAAAAAGUAACUUUUUGUAAAUUUAAAACGUCACUUAGUAGGAACCUUAUUUACAAUUCACAAACAUUUCAAGGAUUUGUAAAGUGCAUUUUUACAAUUUUGUAGCAAAUUCAACAUGGAAAUAAUUUUCUACCUACCAGUAAACACUGACAAGCCACAGCUUGUCACUUUCUUACUAUUUGUUUGUACAGCUGCUUCAUUUAUUGAACAAAUUUUGUCUUCGAAAAUGUCUUGAAUCAAGAUGCCAUCUUGGCUCUGGUCACAAAACAGUGAAUAGCUAAGGUUAUUCUAAAUUACGAUAGCCAAUCAAAAUGCGCAAAAGUUGCUAUUCACUAGUUUGGUAAAUAUCAAGUUAUAUUAUUUUCUCUUGCACAAAAGAGUGGCUUUCAGACAAAUAUACCAUACAGAUCACCAUUAUAUAUAUUAAGGGGUGCCAGGGAUAUAGCUAAGGAUGAACUUAGCAUGUUUUGUUUUAUUAGUCAAGCUUGCUUUUUUGUGCUCAACUACAUGUCCUUCAAAAUCACCCCAUGUCGUUCAUAAAAUAAUUUUUCUCUUGCAAAAUGAGUAUCUUUCAGACAAGUACACCAUAAAGAUCACUCCACGAAUGUGUUAAACAUGUAGUUCAAAAUUAAAGUCAGGUGAAAUCUUUUAACCUAGGUCCUAGUGUCAAAAACCUUUGGACUUUUCUUUCUUGAAAUAUAUAUUUUUAGCCUUGUAAUAGUUCACUUUUUAAAGCUGAACACAAUUAAUGAAAAUGUUGACUUUGAUUUCAGCUCUUGUGAUAGUCACAAGUGGAAUUUAUAUCCUUUCCAUUGCUGCUGUUGUGUGCUUUUUCCUGUUUUACACUGAAGUAAGUUGUAUCUUUCUGAGUGGCAGCCACAAACAAAACACAGGCCACAGGUCACAAGCGCAGGUCCUCACUGUAUUGAUAACUAACUGAGAUAAGCAGUUCCCCCUUAACCUAAAACUCUAUUUAAGAUUGUGAUUUGGGCUGAAAGACACUGUUAGUAUUGUUUUUUUCCACAGCACAGUGACCUGUACUCUAACCUGUAUGUCUGUGGGCUCAAAGUAAUGCCAUAUAAGAACGUAGUGAUUUCAAGAACCUACAGGCUGAAAUGUGGUAUUUAAAUACCCCCCAAAAUAAGAACCUGUUCAGCCUGGGAAAGAAAAAUACUUUAAAUCACUCCAAUUGUGAUGGUAAAAAUUCUCUAUUUAAUUGUGCGAGAAACAUUUGACAAAAGUUAUUGUGUACAAUUAUGUUUUCUUUGAUUUAUGUUUGUUUGGAUUUUCACUAGAAAUAUGUUUUCCAUAAACCAUUAUAUGUAUUAGAAGUACAAUAUUUCUCGCUAUGGUUACACUAUGACAACCUAUGAAAAAUAAGUAUCUAUUACACUGUAACUGAAUUGUGAAAACCUACCCUAAAAUAUAACAACCUGUUCAGCCUAACCUCCCGAUAAAGGUUCUUUAUGCAGGUUUUUACUGUACCAACCACCGUUUAACAACACAAAAAACACUUACUCUAUUGAUUUUAUGUUUGGACGUGGAUAAUGAUCUAGUUUUUCUUUCUCUAUGUAGUUCUAUUUAGUUUGUUGACAGAAAAUCUUAAUUGGACCCCCCUCGUUAAGCAUCUUCCUUCUCAUAAGUGCCCUCCUUUUGGCAGAAAUUUUAAAUGAAUGCUCAGGCUGCCACUUAUACAAGGAAAUACAGGGCCAGUCUAUACUCAUCUUGUGUUUUUCAAUAAUUUUUUGUUUUUCAGCCAUCGGGAUGCAAGACCAACAAGUUUUUCAUCAGUUUAAACUUGGUGCUGUGCUUUAUUGUUUCCAUGGUCGCAAUACAUCCUAAAGUGCAGGAAUGUAAGUCAUAUCAGAUGGCUGUUGAGUUUGUGUAAUUUUGUGAUAAAAAUUAUUUCUCAAUAAACCUGCUUUUUAUGAUCUGCAUGCUAUGGCUUUAAUUUCAACUGUCAGUUUCAAAUUUCAAUCAUUCCUAGGGAAUUUUCCAAAGUCAGUACUGGCUGGCCAGACCAUGGCCACUGAACCAGUCAUUUUGUGGCAAUAAGCUUUUUCCAAGAGUUUUUGCUGAAAAGCCAUCUUCUUUAUGCAUACUAUUUAGAAUUUGACAAAAGUGGCUGGAUAGUUCUGAUUAAAAGUGAAAUUCUCAUUAUGACGGGAAUGGUCUGGCCAGUCAGUUCUGCAAUUUUCAUAAGCAUAUUAAUUUUAAAUUUUGCUUUUGAUUCAUAAGGUCAACCAAGUUCUGGACUGUUACAGGCUGCAGUUAUCACUUUGUACACAAUGUACUUGACUUGGUCAGGCAUGUCAAAUGAACCAGGUAUGUAAGAGUGACAGUGUAGAUUUGUCAUGUUACUCAAACAGAUAAGACUGUAGUCCUUCGCACACAUAUAAACGACAAUGUCGCUUACAACAGUUUUUGUUUGAAGAAUGCAGUGAAGGAAAAGAACUGUGUGAGUCCUUGGACUCUACGAUGCCUUUAGUCAUGCUAAUAGUUAUUCAAGGUGUGGCUCCAGAAAAUAUCCAUACUCCCUCCACAGAAGGGGAAGAAGCGUGGGGGGUUCUCAAAGGCCCAAAAAUUUAAGUAAAUGUAUGAAGCUUGACCAGAAUUUCCAGAGAGGUAAGGGGGGGGGGGUCUUAGCAAAAACCCCUUCUGUGGAAGCAGUGGGGGUAUGGAAAAUUUUUGGAACCACACAAUCUUCUUUUCUACGUAUUGGUCAUGUACCCUGCAAAUAUUCAAUUUCACUAUUGGUGAGAUAAAGGAAAAAUUGCGCUUUUCUCCUAUCAUCUUUGGGGUUUUAUUUUUUUCUUCGACUGUCUUUGGUCAAUUUUUGGUAUAAUUCUAGUGGAAUAAAUCUACUGCAGGUAUAUCUCGUGAGCAAAAGUUGCUUUAAGGUAUGGAGAAUCCUUUAAGUGCAUUAGCACUGCUUGCAACAUUUUUAGUUACUGUGUAACCCAGGGGAAGGAAAAAGUAUUUUUUGAUAAUCCAGAACAAUUCUUUGGUUUAUUUGGUGUUUCUAUUACAAGUUGCUUACUGGCAAGGAAAGAGUUUGUUACUGUUACUUUUUAGAGAAAAAAAUAUUGCUUAAUUUUGGACUAGCUUAGAACUCUGGGCGAGCAAACUAAAGCAACAUCUUGCGUGUAUUUUUUUUUAAAUUUUGUUGUUCAAUUGCACCCACAGUAUAGUCCUAACCUUAUCUUGAUUCCCCUCUCUUUUUAAGUACUGCAUUGUUGGCUAGUUUUUGUUAGAUGUUUUUGUUUAGAUGUUUGCUUUUGCUUACGUUAUCCCCAGAUCAGAUGUGCAACCCAAGUGGCUCCUUGAUUUCCAGUUCCAGUCUUUCCCCUGGCCUUGGCAAUGGACGCACUAUCUUAGCAGCAGUUCUGAUGUUCGUGAUGGUGGUCUACUCUUGGUAUGUGAUUUUUUUAUUCAAUCCACUCACACUGGCAUCUUGUUUCUUCCUACAAUCGAACCUGCACCAACGGCCACCUCUCUACAAUGGCUACUCUUCUUUGUCCCGGCGGACAGUCCAUAGGUUGACUCUUGUUUAACCUCUCUACAACGGCAACAGCCACUAAAGCUCGUCCGCAACUGCCAAAAUAUCCUCUCGACAAUGGCCAGUUUUUUAGCGACUGACGUAAAGUAAAAAAUGGUCACGACAUUUGAUCCGUUUGGCGCCGCGUUGAUGAUUAAUCGCAGCAAUUGUAUUUAUUUAUUUAAGUUCUUUUUGUGUAUUUUAUCAGGACAUAAUAUUCUGUAUUAUUGGAUUAUCAGUACUGGAUACAGUAAGCAUGAAUUUGGCACAAUAAACAUGUUUUACGCCUCUAAAACAACUUGUCAUAUUACACCCCCACCUCCCCACCACGGCCACUUUCCUCUGUCCCCAAGGUUUCCGUUCGACUGUACGUGUAUUUCUUUAUCUUUCUCUGUCUUUUUUUUUUCUUUUAGCAUCAGAACAACCAGCUCUAAUCGUCUCACAGCCAGUGGUAGCAUGGAGGUUUGUAUCUACUGUAUUUGAAUAAGUGCAUGCCCUCAAUCCCUGAAAUACAUUGCUCAUGCUGGUGCCCACAAGAAAAUCGUCUUUUCUUUUUCUUAUCAAUAUUGCUAAGUUCAAGCUAUCCCUGAAAAGUUUAUGGAAAAAAAACCCGAAACUGGAACAAAACCUACCUUCCCCUCACCAGUCAAACACUGCAAUUUUACCCCCGAUUUUUCAAACCUUACAAUAAUUCAAACUAAUUCUCACGCUGGUCCAAAAAAUCAGAAUUCCACUGUGAUUCUACUAUAAUCUACGCAUUUUUAAGCUAAUUUUGUUUUUCAAAAAUUUAUGCAGCGUUUUGCAAGCAAUAUUAACUAAGAAAGUUAAGUGCAAAUGAGCCAUGCGCUCUUUGUAAAUUGUUUGUUUGUAAAAGUAAUGGCUCAAAUUUUCAGACAUUUAGUAGUUGUGCGAUGGUCUGUAUUUAUGCUCAAAAGGGCAAAAAAUGUAAGCGAGGAUUUACUUUUGGAGGUUUGAAUGUUUGUAAUAAUAAAUUUUACAGUGACUUAUGAUUUUAUAAAUUUAUUGUUAUUUGUAAAGUAAUAGCCAUUUUUAUUUUUAUUAGUUGAUUAUUUUUCAUUUAUAUGAUUGUUAAUAAUUUGUUGUUUCUUCAAGUUAUAUGGGCCACCUACCCCCGAGCUUUGCAAAGUUCUGCGAUACACGUAUUUCUAGUAUGGUUCGUAAAUGAAAGGUUUCUUAUCUUUUAUUUGUAGGAGACACUUUUGCCAGAUUAUACGCAAGGUGUGUACUUGGUUCUUUAAUAUAUGGGAUCAGCCAAGGCUAAAGCUCCUGUACCGUUGAUAAAUUUAUAAUUUACUUCAAGCAAUAAACUUAUAACCGUUGCAAAGAAUCCAUUAGGAGUUAAGCCUGCGAUCACUUGAAAAACUGGUAACUUGUCACAAUGGUUACCCUGUGGUGCGGACGGACGGUCGGACGGACGUACGCUCACAUGACUACCAAAUUUUGUCGAUUUUUGUCAUAAGCUGAGCAGAAUCUAUUUAUGAUUUCAGUUAAAAAAAAAUCAUUUUGCUGUGAAAAAGUGGUUGCCAUUAUUUUCAACCACGUUGCAGGAAGUACAUUUACAGGCAGCCUUAAUUUCGUCACAAUUCUUAUCACCGGACUUUGGAAAUAAGCGAUGUUGUAUUGUUCUUGCCAUUUCGCAAUAAUAAAGAUAUUUAGAAUAUUACUUUACGCAAAAUCGUGAAAAUUUGUCGCAAAGCAUUUUAUAUACCUGUAAGAAGUGUACUCCUAGGCUGUCCUAGAGUGUGUCUCCCUGUUCUGUUGAUUAAAUCGCCGUUUUUUUAAAGUUCAUACUGUUUCUUGUUAUCUAGACGCAGAAAGUGGAAGUGUUAACAACGACGAAAACAAGCCCCGAUUUCAGCAAGUUUAUGACGACGAGUCAACAGCUGUCACCUACAACUACAGUUUUUUUCAUAUCACUUUCUUCCUGGCUUCUCUUUACAUCAUGAUGACACUCACAAACUGGUAUAGGUGAGUGUACAGUUCAAAAUCUCUACGUUUUCUUUGCAUUAACUAUUAAUGAGUUUAUACCUUUUAUCAUCCGGUUUUGAGGUCCGCACCGGGCUCGGUUGCGUAAAACGCCCAUAACAAUUACCGGUGUACGUACGUGUACUCGUAACUUUAAGUGAGUUGCAUUAAAUUACUUAAGUGGUCCACUUAGGGAUUUCACUUAAGUGGCUGCACUUACGAUUCUCGUAAGUGUUCACCUAAGUGUCUUUUAUGCAACGGAAAUUGCGGGUGUUGCAUAAAACCUUUUUUACGGGAAAAAUACCACCUAAAUUUACGGGACCUAUGUAGGUCCCGUAUCCUUACUGUUUUUACCAAAGUUAAUGAGAUCUUUUACUGAGAAAUGAAAAAAAAAGUUUUUUCUUUACGUAAUUCCGUUCUAAUUCGCCGUGUUAACCUCUGGGCCGGGUUGUUCAAAGAAGGGUUAAGAUAACCCAGGGUUAGUGCAAAAUUUGAAUUCAGAUAUCAAAGCUUAAGAGCAAAGUCAGUGUUAUUAUUUUUGUCUACAGUUUAAUGAUUGAAUGGCCUAAAAAGAAUACAGAAAAUAAUCCGGGAAAAUGCUUUUGAACAAACGAAAAAGAAACCCGGGUUAAAUUUAACCCUGGGUUAGUGCUAUUCGGCCUUCGAACAACUGCGCCCUGAUGUACACUUUAAAGCCGUGGUUAAGAAAAAAGAAGAACAACAAACAUUUCCUGUGGACAUUGAAGUAGAAUAACGAUUGCAUGCAAACUUAGUUUCAGUGAGAGGCUUAAAAGUGUUAGUAGCGACUUGACACUUUAUUUACACUCACCAAUGGUUAACUUAAAAAAAUGGAGUGAGUCAAAUUACAUGUAAGAAAGUACUAUAACAAAGUCACGUGUGCCCUUAGGGGAGCCAGUAAGUUAUCACGUUAAACAGAAACUUAGGUAGGGAUUCGAGAGGCCUAACUUUUUAUCUUUUUUUUUAAUAGUCCACAGGGUUCUGACUUCACUACCCUGACUAGCAACUGGGCCACAGUGUGGGUCAAAGUCAGCUCCAGUUGGGCCUGCCUCGCUCUGUAUCUGUGGACACUACUUGCACCAGUCCUCCUCCCAGACAGGGAGUUUGGGCACUAAUUGAAAGAGUCCUUCAUUUUGUAUAAACGACAUGAUAUCGUAUUGUAAAUUCUCAUUUAGGCAACAGGAUGGUUUCUUUUCUCUUUGAACGUUUAAGAGAGGGCUCAGAAAGUUCUUUUGUUUUGUUUUGUUUUUUUUUAAUGUGCUUUACAAAAUUCGCCAGAUGUAACGUUUUAGAUUUUAACGUUUCUGUUGGUCCUAAGUUGUGAUCAAGGAAAAGCUGCGGACAACUACUGAGCGGCAUUUUUCUUUGUUAAUUUUAUUACGCUCUUCAAGUUGGUUAUCAUAAACUUUUCAACAGUCACUGGUGAAUUUGGUAGGUGUGACCACGCAAAUGAUCACUCACAGCAAUUCCUUUCUGUGAUAUGCUUAUACUUCAUGAAUUUUGUGUUUCUGUAUUAUAAGGUAUUAUUAUAUGGCCAUGUCUCAAAAGGACUGGAAACAAACAAAUUCGAGAAUUUGAUUGGCUAAGAUCUAUCUUGACCGCGGUCUAGAUUUUCCCAUCUAGACCGGCAUCUAGACCGAUCUUGUUGUAACAGUUGUCCUCAAAAAGUUACAAACAAAGAAUAUGAAAAAAUUGGCUUGUUUGUACAAAAAUUUGUACAAAGCUGGACUUUGAGCAGUUUUUUUUGCCCCGUUUAGACUGAAGACCAGUGACAGAAGAAAGCCAGCUAAAUGCUGGAGCCCGCGUGGGGAAGUAAAUAUAAUUAGUUAUGUUUUUGUUCCUUUGCUUUCGUGUUUGGUCAUAUAAUAAACAUCUUAUUAACCGAGCUAGGUCGGUCUGUAUGGGAGAAUCUUGAUCUCGGUCGCUGGUACAGACCUCACUGCGUUCGGUCUGUACUGGCGACCUCGGUCAAGAUUCUCCCAUACAGACCUUUCGCUCGGUUAAUAAGAGCUAAGUUUUAUCUUUCGUAGCAGGUCACAAAAUUGUAAAAUGUGAACAGGGGCACUCAUUAUUACUGAAUUUAAAUGGGGAAACCGUAGAUUUCGGUUGGAAAAUCAAAUGAUUAACGCCUUUCCGUUUGAGAACCUUCGGAAAAUAUGGGCUGUCAUGUAAGGCGGUGUAUUUUUUCUACUCGUUUCAAUAUACUUAGUUGUUUUGGCUACACUUUGUAGCGGGUUUCUCACCCACAAGGUCAUGUUUAAUUGUCAAAUGCUUAUGCGUGAGAUCAAGUGGCUCGUGUAAAAUACUAAGCCACCAACCUCUCCUUUGGUGACCAGUGUGUGAGAGACAUACCAGAAGUACAAGUAUUAACAUUAUUAGAAGCUCUUUUAUCCUGAAAAAUUUAAAACAAGUUAGCUGUAAAGGAGGAAUUGGGGA
Molecule: messenger RNA, 13985 nt
Organism: Porites lobata
Lineage: Eukaryota; Metazoa; Cnidaria; Anthozoa; Scleractinia; Poritidae
Source: the annotation of a GenBank genome assembly